GAUCCUUGUACACAGGCAGCUUUUUAAACUGAUAAUGGCUCUAGGGAUGUUAAACAUGCUGCUACAGCAAGUGCAGCAGAUGCUUAUUCUAGCCUUGUGAAAGAACUUUUCACCCAUGUGAGAUGUCACCUCAAGUUUUUAUGGACGUUUCUUAUGAUACUUGUACUUCUUGACAGGUGCAAGAAGCCAUUCUGGGAGAUGAAUCUGCACCUUCAGUGUGUGGUAAGUGUAAGAUAUUCCUGUGCUUUCAAAUUUCGUAAUUCUAGAUGGUGAAGAAAAAGAAACAUCUUUCUUUUUUAUACAGAUUUGUUUUCAGAACAUUCAUUUGAGGACAUAGUAUCUUUCUUAACGGCAUUUUUUGCUUUUCAGUCCUCUUCCAGAGAUGGCUUCUGAAGCAUACAUAUUAGGCCCUACGAGUUUGACCCUAAGUGGCUUUAAAUUAAUGUUCAUUUUGAGGAGUCAGAACUCAGAGAGAUAAUUUCAAAGAAUUAUUGUUAUAUGCAGUGAAUAACUUGCUUCAUUGUGCA
Molecule: messenger RNA, 527 nt
Organism: Gryllus bimaculatus (two-spotted cricket)
Lineage: Eukaryota; Metazoa; Arthropoda; Insecta; Orthoptera; Gryllidae
Source: the annotation of a GenBank genome assembly